CUAUUUUCAAACAGAAGGGGCCUACGCUGGUCAUAGCGCCCUCACCUACUGGAAUGAAGAGAGGUUUGGGUCCUCUCUUCACGGAGUGCGCACUCGCAGAUGUGCUGGUUGGCGUAUACGACAAUCUCAUUCUCCGGGACGUCACUGCUCUUAUGCUGGUGAACAACCACUCUUAUCAAGUGUUCAAGUCGUCCAUCAAACUGCAACUGGAACAUCGAAGGAAACUUUACUCUAUCCCAGCCACUACCCCCUUUCUCAACACCUUUCGUGACGAAACCGCGACGGACAAGUUCAAAGCUUUAGAGGAAAGAGAGCAUCGCUUCAAUAAUUUCAAGCCAGCGGGUAUUGAGACGAUAUGCAAGAAUUCUCGACUAGUUAGCUUGCAAGCUGGACAUAUGUUGUUUGAAUAUCAUAACGACAAACGCAACCCCGGUCGAGAACGAAAGACGAGUGGCUGGGAGGUGUACAGGACAAAGACAAGCGCAACGGACGACGAUUGUCGGUGUAGAGGGGGAGUGAAAGAUCAGGGGCUGUGGAAGUGGCUUAUGGAUCUAGGAAAAGAAUAUUAUGAUAUUGUUAUGUGCGCGGAGGAGAAUGUCGUUAUGAUAUGUCAAAAGGAGAAUUAUCACCCCAAUGGUAAUCCAACAACAUGGUCCGUUUCUAUCCGCAUGUACUUUUAUGUCCUAAUUCCACCCACCGGCACCUCCCCUCCGUCGUUUGGCUAUUUUGACCCUAUUCCACACCCUGACGCUGCAUUACCGUUUAUCGAGAUAAUCGUGCCGAACGUAUCUGAAGAAACCACUGCAACGUUUGACAUGGCUGCCGGAGGACAGAUAUCGCUUUUGUUUGAGGAUGAUGACUCGGACACCGACGAAGUGUAUGUCGGAGUAUGGGAUUGGAAGAAGGGUGUGUGUCUUGGAAGCCUUGUACCGGAUACGGAUCCAACAGUGGAAAUCACGAGCUAUGCGCAUAUGGGUCCAUUCGUAGUCACCUCUUGCACCCGUCACGUUCCUGCAUCUAGCAACCCAACUGCAUUUGUCAACGCUUGUGAAGAAACCGAUGUCGAUAAAUCACCCCCUGCAGCUGACGAUCAUUUUGUCGAACUCUGUUUCUAUGUCCACGCUCUCCUGCCCCCGCAGUACGGUUACCCACCACACACACCUUCUACCUCACAUCAGGAUCCCAAAAAGCCAUUCUACCCCAAUGUGCCAUGCACAUGGACGCUCGACGACAUCCCGUUCUGCUUCCCCAUCAUUAUCUUCGACCUCCCUCCUGCAGGUCUAAUGCCAUGGACUGUUUCUCGCUACUACCAGUCUGACAUGUUCUACAUCAACGAAUGUCACUACGACGAAGAGGUGCAUAAUCGCGAAAUUGCAGGUCUUUUGACAUGGACAAUCGCAGGGAGGGUCAGUGUAGCUGAUAUGCGAACAAUAACAUCUGCGCCAACAGCAAUGGCGCUGCGGAGGGCUAUGUGGUGCUUGCAAGCCGGGUAUAUCCCACGAGGAAAAGUGGUGGUGGAUCCGAAUAUCAUUGCAUCUUUGACCCCAGCAGAGCACGCGAGGUGGUCCAUCGAAGUUCUGACGCUGGCAGUGUACGGCCAUAAGCUUGACAAGAAAGGCCGGUGGACUACCAGCGGUGGUAUAUCAACUGAGCGGCCCAUGGCGCGUAACCCUAUCCUCCAACGGAUCCCCACACCAAGAACAAGUCCUCGUAUAGCGCAUACCGACUGGAUGAUCACCGACUCCCAUUAUCGCUUUACGUUCGUCCCCACCAUGAGCUCUGUCCACGGCGCGAGGGAGUUUAGGAUGGUGGCGAUCCUCGUAGAUAGGGGUCUAGUGUUGGAUAACGGGAUGAAGAUAGCGACAGCAGUGUUGAGUUUGAAUGAUUAUAACAGGCGGACGGGGGAAGUGCAGUGGGGUGAGGAUGAUGAUGGGAAAGCGGAGGAAGGCGAGGACCGACAGAAGAGAGACGAAGUAGAUGAUAGAAGAGAAGAAGGAGCGUAUGAAGGUUCGGAGAGCGAUACAGUCAUCGACCAUAUAUUCGCCGACAAAUCCAAACUCGCUCCUUUCCGUAUCCAUCAACACUCGUCAUGCUGCCUUAUCGAUGGGUUCAUGAAGGAUUCGAGGGCCAACGAUUUGACGCAAUGGCCGCAUAAGGGAAUCCAUGGUGUGCUGCAUAUGGCAGUGGAUAUGACGAGGCAGUCGCAGAUCUUGUUCGAUGGAGAUACUGUCGUCUUUGGAGGAUUUACGCCGACGGCAUACCAAAUCAUUAGUAUUUAAGGCAUCGAUAGUUGGUCAGACGGAAGUGAGGCCUGUGUGCGGUCGAGGCAGCUAUGAAAUUU
This is a messenger RNA of Cryptococcus deneoformans JEC21, 2341 nucleotides long. RefSeq names its product expressed protein. The transcript has 5 exons. The record is from RefSeq and is a predicted model, not a curated record. NCBI's taxonomy places the organism in Eukaryota, Fungi, Basidiomycota, Tremellomycetes, Tremellales, Cryptococcaceae. Bases 54 to 2279 code for a protein of 741 amino acids.